This is a messenger RNA of Chenopodium quinoa (quinoa), 1461 nucleotides long. Its product is annotated as patellin-5-like. The transcript has 5 exons. Gene Ontology annotation, molecular function: lipid binding. The record is from RefSeq and is a predicted model, not a curated record. NCBI's taxonomy places the organism in Eukaryota, Viridiplantae, Streptophyta, Magnoliopsida, Caryophyllales, Amaranthaceae. Bases 342 to 1301 code for a protein of 319 amino acids.
AAAAAAAAAAAAAAGUAGUUGUAUUUUGAGAAUUAGAAAAAUUCCCAACAUUAUUUAGGAAAAGCGGUUGUUCGUUUUUAAAGUAUUUUAAGAUACUGAAAUUCCAAUCUUAUACCCGUCAUUUCAAAUUCCAAUAUUCAUAGUAAAAGCCCAAGUCUCUCUCUCCUCCAUUGUAGCAGAUUCCUCCAUUAAAGCAGCUUAGCAAGCUCUCUCCGCCAUUGAAGUAGACUAGUGAGCUCUCUCCUCCAUUAAAGCUCUUUCUCCUCCGUCGAAGUGUAGCAGCGUCGCGUGUGAGCUUUUUCUCCUCCAUUGAAUCGGCUUCUUAGACUUAUUCAAUUAUCAUGGAAGAUGCGGUAAGGAGAAACAGUUCUAUCCAACAAUUCAGAACAUCGAUUCCUCCCAGUGCUGGACGUGAAGAUAGGUUCUUGUUCAAUGUUGAUUUAAAACAAGAAAGUGAUGCAUCAAAUCAGAUUUUACGCAAAAUUUUAGAGUCGGUAGACUUCAAGAUAGUUGGUGCACUAGAAAAGCUAGAUGAAGUUGAGGCAUGGAGAGCAGAAUCACUCUCAAAGAUGGUGCUUACAGAUAGUGAACGUGCACAACCUUCGCCACUAAGGACGGAAGGGUUUGAUAAUCAUAAUCGACAAGUUUUCUACUUGAAGGUGAUGUUGGUUGACAAAAAACGUGACACUAACAUCCUUUUAAAGGUUUUCUGCACUGAAUUAGGAAGAUUAAUGGAACAGUGCAAAGAUUUCUUUUUGGUCGUCGAUUUCACUGGCGGAAAUACUCAUAUGCAAAGGGUGCAUGUUCAUGAAGCUCUUAACAUAAUUCAAAAAUAUUAUCCAAGAUUUAUUAUGGAUGAGCUCUACAUCGGUGAGUUUUAUUAUAGUAUUCCUUUGAACAUGGCCAAGGGCAAGUAUAUUGUAUCUUUAGACCAGGCUCCAUAUCAACUUUUCAGAAUUAUUCCGGCUCAUCACGUCCCCGUUGAAUAUGGAGGUAUUCCUUCCAUCGUCCCCGUUGAAGGACAAGAAAAGGGGUCUAUAGUGACCGUCCGAGCGCGAGUGAUUGGGUGGGAGGUUUCUUUCGGUGCAAGGCUUGUGCCGACAGACCCAUCCGUCCGACCUACCAUUUACCCCCUUCUUCUACGCGAGUUCAACUUUAUGCCUUCAGACGGCGAUGAUUACGAGGAGAUGAUUUUAGACAAUGUUCCCUUCAAUGGCAAGAUUUGUAUUGAAGUUGAAAACAGUAGUUUUAAAACAAAAAAAUUAGUGUAUUUGUGUUUUGCCCGUAGGCAGAGUAGUUAGUGUAUGUGUGAGAUUUGAUUUUAAUUAGUAUCUUAUGUUUUAUUUAGGUACCCACUUGGUUUUAUCCUACGUUGGUUUUACAAAUGGGUUUUAUUUAUUGUAUUGUGUUAUUGAACUUAUUUUAGAUGUUAUGUAUUUUAUUUUAACUGGUUGUUAAAAA